CCCUCCCCUGGCCUGGGUGAUCUCAGCUUGGCCUGAGUCCCUGUAUCCUCUGCCCAGGGCAGAGAGCAAUAAAGGACUGCAAAGAAUAAGUCUCUUGCCCUCUGUCCCCCACACCCCACAGGAGACUCUCAGGAAAGUUUUCUUGAAUGAGCCCAGGCCCAGAUAGGAGUUGGGAAGUAGUGGGCCCCAGGUCAGGCCCCUACACACAGCAGCUCAAGCUUUCAUUCCAAUCAGGAAACUCCAGAUAAGAAACUGGAGGUUCCUUGAGGGGUUGUGACUUGCCCAAGAUCUGACUCAGUUGACAGCACCUGCUUUAAACUACCCCUCUCUGCAGGAUAGGUGGGGGGACAAAACAUGCAGAGAGACUGGGAGUGUAAAGCCCUGCCAAGAGAAGUCCCAAAUGCCAACCUCUGUCAGAAUAUGGUGACAUGGAACUGGUGAGUCACUGACCCAUCCAAGACAAGAAAAUUUGAAGCCCUUCAGUCAGAGGUGACAAGGGAGCUGUGCCCCAAACCUUCCAUCUUCCCAGGGAGAACAAUGCUCACUUUGGACUUGAGUCAGCUGCACUCUGUUCACUCAUACAGAGUCCCAUCUGUGUUAGGCUCUCCUCUUUCUUUCCUUACUGUCCAGUUGGAUUGCCGUCUCCUUCUUCUAGGUCUAAGUCUUUCCCUGGGUUAGGGCUGUUUCCUAAUUCCAGCUCUGUAGUUCUUGGGUCCAGGGUCAGUCUGUCUCACCCUUGGUUUGGGCUCUGACAAGACAUCAUCUGCCCAGUGAGCAGCACCUACUCGUUCCCUCCACCUGCACCCCUUGCUCAAUACAUAUCCCUCCCUCCAAAAUAACACACUAGCUUCCCGACUUGCCCACUGCUGCUGUUGCGUACUAAGCAAUGCACGAAUCAACCUGAAUCAACCCGCUGAGUUCUCCAGGGGAGUAUGCGACAGAGACUUCUGAGGGUCACAGAGGUUAAGAACGGGCUCAGUCACUCUGCCCUGCUCAGGGGCAGGGCAUCUUCUUCAACUCGCUUCGGACUCAUAAGGAACGAGUCCAACAGCCAGGUUUAUAUCAUCCAGGUCACAGAUGGCAGCCAUGAAUGGACAGUCAAGCACCGCUAUAGUGACUUCCAUGACCUGCAUGAAAAGCUUGUUGCAGAGAGAAAAAUUGAUAAAAAUCUACUUCCACCCAAAAAGAUAAUUGGGAAAAACUCGAGAAGCUUGGUGGAGAAGAGGGAGAAGGAUCUGGAGGUCUACCUCCAGACACUCCUGGCUGCCUUCCCCGGCGUGGCCCCCAGAGUCUUGGCCCACUUCUUGCAUUUUCAGUUCUAUGUAAGUUCCUCUUUGGGUUCUCACCUUUGCCUGCAAACCCUCAGCCACUAAAGCUCAAGGAGGCAAACAGGAGAAGUGGCUGGACUUUGACCCUAAGACUAGAAAAUGGAGGAUCAUUGCCCAAGUUGGGGGUGGGCUGUGAGCAGAACGUUUGUGGACAUGUUCACAGUUUGUCUUAAAUUAGACUGACUGUAGCCACAGAGAGGCUUUACUCUACCAUGAGACAUUUUGUUUAGCAAAACUGGCCUGUGGGUGUUUAAGGUAGAUUUCCAUCUAAACGGAUGAGGGUAGAUUAGACAGCUGACACCUCGCAUAGACUGUUGUUGAGUUGUUGGGUCACAGCUCAAGGCUAAUUAAGGGAUCAGUCUGUGAUGGCAGAACAUUACCAUCUUGGGGCCCUUAGUCUGGGUCCACAAUGGCAGGUUGCAGAGGCUGAGGGUAAACACCCUCCUUACAGGGGAGAGUACUUACAGAGCAUUUGGGUAGAGUAACAAUCACGGGCCACUGGUGACAGAAUAAGUUGUCAGACCCCAAGCUGUGCAUGAUGGUACAGUACUUCAGAGGAUGAGGCUGGUCAUGAGCUUGAUGCCAGCCUAGCUACCUAGCAAGACCUUGUCUCAAAAAAGAAGUAAAGGGCUGGCGGAGUAGCUCAAGCAGUAAAAGUGCCUGCCCAGCAAAUGUGAGGCCCU
Molecule: messenger RNA, 2011 nt
Organism: Castor canadensis (American beaver)
Lineage: Eukaryota; Metazoa; Chordata; Mammalia; Rodentia; Castoridae
Source: RefSeq, a predicted model, not a curated record